This is a messenger RNA of Cylindrotheca closterium, 819 nucleotides long. Lineage: Eukaryota; Bacillariophyta; Bacillariophyceae; Bacillariales; Bacillariaceae. The record is from the annotation of a GenBank genome assembly.
AUGGCGAGGAAGAAAAAGCUCCGACCUGGGAAAGGUGCCAUAGCUGAGAUCCUGACAAGAUUCAUCAAGCCAGAACAGCCAAAUCCAGGCAGCAAACAUCGCAGCAUGGUCGUUCUGGAAGAAGAGGAUAGAGACGACAAUCAAAGAAAAAUCUUUCGUUUCUACUAUGACGGGGAUGAGGAGAGGACUCUAAUGUGGGCGAAUCAUCGCUACCUGAAUGUGCUGAAGGAGGGUAACCAUCUGCUCCUUUUUGGAGGACCUGGUGAACCAAGACCCCCAGAAAGUAAAGAGCCGAAUAUCAAAUGGCAAUUUUCAAAGGCCCGAAGGCUCCUAGUCGAAGCAGUGAAUAAGGGGGAGAUUGUAUUCAACGAAGACGACGAGCCACAACAGGAUUUGAAGGAGAUUUAUGCAAGCAAACCAGAAUAUUCAGAGUAUUUGUUCGAAAAAUUUGAGGAGCGAUUGAACAAUAUUUGGAUCAAGACUAAAGAGGACAAAAAUCGCGCCAGCGACGAUUUGGAAUUUUUCGAGGAGUUCAUCGAUUGCAACGAAGUAUCAUACUUCAACAAGGAUGGGACGGCUCAAUGGCAGGGGUCGGAGGCGCAAGAGCAGGCACGGGUGGAUAUAGCGGCUAACGCUGUGUUUCACUUUGGAUAUCGGCAUUUGUUCGAGAACAACACACUAUACCAUCUGAACUAUACACAUGAGCAGUUCAAGGCUUAUGUGAGGCAAGAGAUCAGCCGCAAGAAAUACCUUCACACAGUUGAAGUGAGAGCUCUACAAAAAAGAGAAAAGGAGAACAAGAGACAGAGCAGGAAGUAG